UAACAACUGCUAUCCCUCAGCGUAGAAUUUCGCUGCUCUUAUUGUUCACUCUUCGCUGCUUCACUCAGUGAAGUCUCUCCUCCAUGGGAGGCUUAGAAGGAUGGAGGCCAGAGCUUUAGAAGAGGUGUUGAACUGUGCUGUGUGUCUCCAGGUGUACAAAGACCCUGUCACAUUGCCCUGCCAGCACAGCUUCUGCCUCAAGUGCAUCGAGGAUGUUUGGAACCAAGCAGUUGAUCAGGAUGGGUUCAGCUGCCCUCAGUGUCACAAGAAAUUCAACCCCAAGCCCAGUUUGGAGAGGGGCAUUCCCACUGUUACCUGUGAUUACUGCAUCGAGAGUCCGUCACCAGCUGUGAAGACCUGUCUGAAAUGUGAAACCUCCUUUUGUUCCUUGCAUUUGAAGCCACAUUUGACAAAAGAAACCUUCAAAGAUCACAAACUAGCUGACCCUGUGACUGAUCUUAGUCACAGAAAGUGCGCAGACCAUAAGAAAACUUUUGAGUUUUUCUGUCAGGAUGAUGGAGUCUGUGUAUGUUCUUCAUGUGCAGCAAUAGGCAGACAUAAAUCCCAUGCAAUGGUGAACCUGGAUCAGGCAGAAACUUCUAGAAAGGAAGAAUUGAAGAGAGAAGUUGAAAAACUCCAGAAGGUUCAACAGAAUUUUUCCUUCAAAGAGCAAGACAUUGAGAAAUCAGAAGCUGAAUUAAAGAAACUCACCAGAAAGCUGAAAGGAAACCUGUUGCAGAAAUUCUCUGAAAGGAGGAAACAGUUGGAAGAAGAUGAACAGUGUGUAUGGAGACUGAUCGAUGAGGAGGAGCUUUGCCAGCUCUCUGAGAUCAGGAGAUGUUCAGGAACAUUAGACAAGAUGGUGGAACAGCUUAAAUUAAUAAAUAAAGAAGCACAGAAGCUGAUGCAAGAGGACUGUAUCUCAUUUAUUCAGAAUUCAAAGGAGCACCUUUCCAGCAACAUCUGCCAAAAGCAGUGCCUUGAAAGGGGCAACAGCAGCUGUAUAUUGGGCAGCACCUGUAAAGGAAACUACUGGAGAACUGUGUGAUUAUAUUCAAUCUCAACAGAACCAAUCAGUGUUAACUGCCUACAAGUACCAGGGGCUGAAAGAAACCAUAUCCAAGUCUUCUGCAGGAGCAACAUUAGCUCAACAGCCAGAAAAAACAGAUCUGCAAGACAGCAAACAGAAAACGAAUGUACUGGAGAGACUAUCAAAAGUAUCAGAAGGUGCGGUGGUAACACUGAAAGAA
This is a messenger RNA of Carcharodon carcharias (great white shark), 1250 nucleotides long. Its product is annotated as E3 ubiquitin/ISG15 ligase TRIM25-like. Gene Ontology annotation, molecular function: zinc ion binding. Lineage: Eukaryota; Metazoa; Chordata; Chondrichthyes; Lamniformes; Lamnidae. The record is from RefSeq and is a predicted model, not a curated record. Bases 101 to 1048 code for a protein of 315 amino acids. The transcript has 6 exons.